AUGUAUAUUAGAUUUGUGAUAUUGUUCGCGUGUCUAAUCCCUUUCGGGCCAUCUAGAGCUGUUCGUCAGGAAGAAGUCAAGGGCGGACCAUGUAAUGGAGUUACUCAAGGAAUAUUGACCUUUAUUAAGGAUCAUAAGAACCUAGAAAGUGGAUGUAUGGUCACUGCUGUGUUAAAGAAGGACACGUUAAAGCUACUCAGAGGCAAUGAAGAACUUCUUAACAUAAAGUUGGAGACGAUUACUCCUCCGAUUCUGAUUGUUCCAAACUCGAACGAAUGUUUCGUGGUUCCUUCAGAAUCUAAAAAUCUACUUUUAUGCUCCGCAAAUGAAUACUCGAGGGACUCUUGGUGGAUGCAGAUAACAAAGCAAAUCCUUUGUAACAACCAAGGAGCCCUAAGGAAUGAAAUUUAUGGCGAAGCCUCCGUGGAAGAGCAACACAUGGACCUAGAACACAUGUUCGAAAAUAGGGAUAAUAGAUCUGGAAUAAACAUACACAUCGACGGAACAGAGGAGAAAUUACCACAGAUCAAGGUACAUUACAAAAAAUAG
Molecule: messenger RNA, 549 nt
Organism: Theileria equi strain WA
Lineage: Eukaryota; Apicomplexa; Aconoidasida; Piroplasmida; Theileriidae
Exons: 7
Coding region: 1-549 (182 amino acids)
Source: RefSeq, a predicted model, not a curated record